UCGUUUUGUAUUGAAGUGAAUUGUGCAUUUGUUUCCGUAAAUACACAACAAUUCCGUACGUGCGUUAUAAAGUUUUUUAUUUGUUUUUGAGUGUAUGGUGACCAAUUUUAAAAUAAAACAAUGAAUAAGCUGCCAUUAAGAUCUUCAGCGGAAUGGCAACUUGUAAAGCCCCUUGGUGAGGGGGCGUUUGGUGAAGUCCACCACUGGAAACAUCACCGAACUGGACAAGAAAUUGCCACCAAACGUUUGAAAGACAAUCCAAAAUUAAAACCAGACGAAAUAAGCAUUUUGCUUAAACGCUGGUUAGAAGAAUACAAAUGGAUGCAAGAUCUUGAAAUCCCCUACAUUGUGCGUGGAGUACCCGUUGAUCGGGAGUUUUUACAGCACUUGGUUGGAACAAAUCAAGUAGAGCAUUCAUUACCGGUCAUUGUAAUGGAAUAUUGUAAUGGUGGCGAUCUGAGAAGUCAUCUGAAUCAAAUACGAAAUGUAAAUGGUCUGACAGAGUAUGAAGUGCGAAAUAUUUUGUAUGCCCUACUUUGUGCAAUCCAAUAUUUGCAUGAAACGGUUAAAAUUGAACAUCGUGAUAUCAAGCCCGAAAAUAUUGUUUCUCAUGUCGAGGGCAAUAAAAAAAUCUAUAAGCUCACUGAUUUCGGUUACGCACGUGAAAUUCCUGAGAGUACUGUAGCACAAAGUGUGGUUGGUACCCGCAACUAUGUAGCACCUGAAGUAAUUGAUCCUGGCACUUAUACAAAAACUGUCGAUUAUUGGUCCAUUGGCAUAGUGGCCUACGAAAUAGUAUGUGGCACUCAACCAUUCAUACCACAUCAGACAUUUGUGAAUCGCAUGAGGAGUAUACAAAAUAAGACCAAAAAAUGCAUUGCUAUUGUUCAAAAUGUCGAAGAUCCAGCUAAUGAAGAUUUUCAAUUUAUUAAUCAUUUACCAAAACUAAAUCAGUCGAGUAUAAUUUUUAACAAGUAUAUGGAAGAUUGGUUACGUUUAGCAUUGGAUAAACACUACAAGACAAGAGGCUGCAAUAAUAAUAAUGAAUUGAAAUUCUUUACUGAUUUUAAUGUAAUAUUUGAAAAAAAAAUUGUUUCAGUAUUUUCGAUAAAGACAUACAAGAAAUACUAUUAUGACAUCGAAGAAUACUCUAGUGUGCAUGAGUUUUUCCAAAAAAUUUCUUAUGAUAAUGGUAUUGAUAUAAAUAAUAUAUUUGUUAUCUAUCCACCUUUACAUCCACACAAAAAUUCACAAAAUCCUGUGGAUUACUUUGUGUCAGAUUGGUAUGACACCACUAAUGCCGAUAAUCCACCCGUUAUGUUGUUUGUAGGCGAGUUUUUAAUACAAAGUCAAUGUAAUAUAGCUGAGGAAAAACAUUUCAAUCUAACGGAUACGAUUAGAGCAUGCAUGUGCAUGAAUCCACACGAUGACAACAUUCCAUUGUGGUUGUUGCAGCAGUUUGAGAAAGAUAUUCAUUUUAUAUUAACAAAUGAACAGCAUCACUUAGAAUGCUAUCUAAUGGGACUGCAUAACUACAUCAUAGAAAUCGAAUAUCAGAUGUUUUUGUUUAAAGAUUCAAUAGAUAGGUUGAACAAAAAAUCAUCAGAGUUAAUUGGCAGUGUUAAACAUGCCAAUGUAGUUUUGAAUGUGAUUUUUAAUAUUCAAAAUGGGCAGAUUGCAAAUCCAGCUAAAGAAAAAGCUAAUUUCUUUGCUAUAAAAUGCCAAGAGUUUGAGGAACAUAUUUUACCUAUGUUCAAUAACAUUUACAGUACAACUUUACAAAAUGUCCGAGGGUUGGCUAGCAGUCAAAUGUACAAAGAACAAAAAGAAAAAGACAUUUUUCAACUUUUAAAGUAUCGCAAAGGUCUUUCAAGAGAUUAUAACCCUGACGAGCGCCUACAGAAUGCUCAAUGCGCUUUUGAAACGUGCAUGCAGGCAUUUAAGGGAUUUAUUAAAAGUACUGCAUGGAAUACAGUUCGUGAAAAUAUAAAUGUACAAUUACAAGAAUUCAAUAAAUUACGCCAAAAUGUUCAACAUGUAUUGAACGAAAUUGAGCGCUUGGAAAAUGAGUUGUAUGUAUACACCGGAUCUCUCAUAAGACAACUAAAAGACGAUACUAUAUUGCCUAUGACUAUGAAUUCAUUGCACAUCGAUGGAGUACGUUAUCCUCACACAUCAGCAGUUUUUGAUAAUGAAACUCCUCAACUGCUUAACGAUUUUCAGUCUCUCAUAAAGGACAUGGAAACAAUGAAUGUGGAGGAAUAUGAAUUGCCAUAAAUUUAUUGUAUAUAUUUUUCUAUAUAUAUAAUUCAUCAAUUUAAAUUUAACAUAUACAUAUACACAUACAACGCAUAUAUGUGUAUAUGUAAAUUAGGGUGUGGCGAUUUGUAUGGAUAAAAAUUUGUCGAUAUUGUGCCAUCGAUUUUUCGAUAGAUAUUGGCAUGAGGAAAAAACAGUUCCACUACGACAUAUCAAAAAAAUCAUUUUUGAGGCGCCCAAAUUAAAUUUUUUUUUAAUGUUUCUGAAUUUUUUUUUUGAUUUGUCGAAGUGGAACUAUAUUUUACUCAUGUCAAAAGCUAUCGAUGGCACAAUAUUGAUUGAUUAAUCAACCCACACUAAUUUAUAUACAUGUUAUUCAUAAGUUUUGUUUAAGUUAUUUUAGGAUACAAAUUAAUUUAGAUUUUUUACGUUAAAUUUACUUUGUCAAAUAAGAACGUAUGAAAUCUUAUGAAUUCGAAUAGAAUUAAAAAUAGACUGAAAAAAUCCAUUUCUUUUUUACGAAACUAAUUUCGUAGCCAUUAGUUGGACAUGAGAAAUUUUCUUCCAUAUUAAGUAAACAAAUUUAAUUUGUUUUUUUUUAAUUAAAAAAAUUUACGAUUUUUUCGGUAGAUAUUAAUCAAUUUUUGUUUAUUAAAAAAAAUAUAUAUAUUUUAAAGAAAUUAGCAAAAGCCCAAUUUCGUAAAUAUUAAGUAAGGAUUUAGUCAGUGUAUAUAGAUUGGAGCUGCCCUUAAAAAUUUGCUGUGACGGAUCUUAGUGCCGGAAGUCAAUUGAAUGUUGUACAAUUAGGUAAAUAAGACCCAUCCAAUGCAAAUAUAUUAUUCAAGGGCAGGUCUAAUGUAGAUGUAUUUUGAAUAUUACAUGUAAAUAUUUAUGUAUAUAAAUUUGUUUAUUGUUUUACCUUAAAACGUUGUUAGUUUACAGAGAUUGUGAUAGAUAGAAUUACACAAUUCACAAACUUUGUUGUAUCGUUGUAUAAAUUUUAAACUGCUUUGUUGUUUUUUUAAUUUUAAAAAUGUAUCUGCCUGACAAUUACUAUACUACAAUACAACAUAGAUUGUGAAUUGGGCAAUUGGAUAUAUAAAUAUUUUUAUAAUAAACCCAGUUGGAAAUUUCAUAUUGCUGCUGUUUCUCAUACAUUUUUAUUUUCAAUGCACGAAAUUUCCAACUGGUAUAUUUUUAAUAUUAUUAUAUUUAUGUAAGUAUAUAAAAAAAUUAAAAAAUAAAGCUGUAACUACCAAGACAA
This is a messenger RNA of Calliphora vicina (urban bluebottle blowfly), 3523 nucleotides long. RefSeq names its product I-kappaB kinase beta (gene IKKbeta). The transcript is spliced from 6 exons. Gene Ontology annotation, biological process: peptidyl-serine phosphorylation; positive regulation of transcription by RNA polymerase II; tumor necrosis factor-mediated signaling pathway. Lineage: Eukaryota; Metazoa; Arthropoda; Insecta; Diptera; Calliphoridae. Gene Ontology annotation, molecular function: ATP binding; IkappaB kinase activity. Gene Ontology annotation, cellular component: IkappaB kinase complex; cytoplasm. The coding region runs from base 121 to 2277 and encodes 718 amino acids. The record is from RefSeq and is a predicted model, not a curated record.